CACUGUCAGUGUAUCAGCGGACACUGCAAGUUAAUCAGUCAAUUUAAAUAAUAUGUGCACAUAUUAUUUAAAUUCCCACAUAUUCAGUGUAUAAAUUGUUUCGGCGAGAGUGUGCGUCUGCUAUUUAUAUUUAAAGCCAAAUAAAAACUAGAAAGUAUGGGCCAACUUACUGAAGGUAAAGUCCUCACAUGGGAGGAGAUAAAAACUAUUUCGGAGCAUGUACGCAAGCACGGUGUUAUUCAGUUCGUUAAUUUGUACAAGAAGUGCAAGGACAGGCGAGAUGACGAUUUCAAAUGGGGCGACGAGAUUGAGUACACGAUUGUCAAGUUCAACGAUGAGGAAAAAACGGCCAAGACUUUGUUGAUUUCCCACAAAUUAUUGCCAAAGCUGAUGCAGAAGGAGCUUGAAGAUCCUGCGUCAGUAGAAUGUCUGUGGAGGCCAGAGAUGAAUUCUUAUCAGAUUGAAUCGACGCCGGGAAAACCUUACGGCGGAUCAUUGGAGGAAUUUAAUAAAGUGGAGCCGAAUAUGCGGAGCCGGAGAAUUGAAGCGAAGGAAGUUUUGAAUCCUGGUGAAAGUCUUGUAACAAUCACUGCGUUUCCAAGACUGGGCUGUCCUAAUUUUAGUGAACCUGCUGCUAAACCGACUCCUCACAGUGGAGCGACUAGAAGUUUAUUUCUUCCGGAUGAAAGCCUUUUUCAAGGUCACAAAAGAUGGCAUGCGAUAUCAUAUCAUAUACAACUACGUCGCGGGGGAAAACAGGAAAUUAACGUACCCAUUUACAGAGAUAAAAAUGUACCGAAACCAUUCAGAGAAGAUUUAGCGGCUUUAGGCGACAAUGGAGAAGGUCAGAGUCUAGCGAAAGACGAUCAUGUGUACAUGGACACUACUGGGCUUGGCAUGGGCUGUUGUUGUUUGCAAGCGACGUUACUAGGCCGUGAUAUCACACAAGCACGGGUGUUGUAUGAUCAACUUACUCCAUUUACUGCGGUUAUGGUCGCUUUGACGGCAGCGGCACCUGCGUUCCGUGGCUAUCUUGCGGAUGUUGAUAGUAGAUGGAUUGCUACUAGAGACUCGGUAGAUGACAGAACAAGAGGAGAAAGAGGUCUUGAGCCUCUGAAAGACGGCGAGAGGUUAACGAGAACUGGGAGGAACGGAUCAGUUGAGUGGUAUCUCAGCGACGAGGGUCAGAGAUACAACGAUCUCCCGCUGGAGUAUGAUGAUGGAUUGUUGAAAGUACUGAUGGAUAAUGGAGUUGACAAAGCUCUCGCGCAACAUGUUGCUCAUCUUUUUACAAAAGAUCCCAUAACAAUCUUGUCGACCCAGAUAUAUGUAGACGAUGAAACACAAACAGAUUGUUUUGAAAAUAUUCAAGGGUCAAUAUGGAGAUCGAUGAGAUUCAAACCGCCACCGGCUAAUUCGGAUAUCGGCUGGCGAGUUGAGUUCCGUCCGAUGGAUAUUCAAAUUACAGACUUUGAGAAUGCCGCGGCAGUCUGUUUUAUCAUUUUACUGGCAAAGAUUAUCGUCCACUUCAAUUUGAAUACUUUAAUACCACUGAGUAAAGUUGAAGAAAAUACGAUGAGAGCACAGAAACGUGACGCCGUAAAUAAGGAAAAAUUGUGGUUCCGCAAAGACAUCAUGUCCCAUGCGACAGACCAACCGAUUGAUCAAGAGUACGGGGAAUUCUCACUAAAUGAAAUAAUAAAUGGAAAGCAAGGCCACUUUAUCGGUAUCAUACCCCUGAUAAAUUCUUACAUUGACAGCUGUAAUGUUGACACCGAAACUCGCAGUACAAUCCAACGAUUUUUGAAUCUCUUUAGCGGACGUGCCUCCGGUAAACUUUUAACCGACGCCGCUUGGAUGCGAAAACAAAUAAUCAAUCACCCGGACUACAAACAAGACGCAGUAGUUUCCGAGCGUAUCAAUUACGAUCUGCUGAAGUCAAUCGACCUAAUCGCUCAUGGUCAUCAACCAUGUCCAGAUUUAUUUGGCUCUCACUUACUCCCGAAAAUACCCUAAAUAACCAUCUCUCAGAAAUUUCUCAUUACUUAUAAAAUCAUUUUAUAAAAGUAAUACUCAUUAUAUACAAUUAAUUUUACACCUUACUAGCUACACUGUCGCCUUUGGUUUCAACGCAUCUCUAUUGGUUCUAAAGGAUACGUAAGUAUUCCAGAAGACAGCGACUGAUUGAACAAACAAUACUUGAUACUGCAGUGGAACAAACGUGAAGUUCACCAGCUGUACCAUCGGCCAUAACUAAAAAAAAUCAUCAAUUCAGUGCAACUCAA
Messenger RNA from Microplitis mediator, 2285 nucleotides. Its product is annotated as glutamate--cysteine ligase-like. The transcript is spliced from 6 exons. Lineage: Eukaryota; Metazoa; Arthropoda; Insecta; Hymenoptera; Braconidae. Gene Ontology annotation, cellular component: glutamate-cysteine ligase complex. The record is from RefSeq and is a predicted model, not a curated record. Gene Ontology annotation, molecular function: glutamate-cysteine ligase activity. Gene Ontology annotation, biological process: glutathione biosynthetic process. Bases 157 to 2016 code for a protein of 619 amino acids.